GGCCUUUGUUUUUAUUUAAUGUAUGAAGGAAAACUGGCAUAUUUGCUUCUUCCUUUUUUCUCUGUUUUGCCUAUGCUCAGAAGAUGGGAGGACUGGUCAGAGUACAUGCCUGUUUUUCCACAAGUCAGGAUUUCAUUACUUUCAUUACUGCAAACAUUCCUACAUCUCUGAAUGGAAAUCCUGUGUUUCUCUAGAUCUCCUUGAGCUGCUGAAAGACUUCUCCUGGACAGAGGACAAAGGAGAAGAGGGAUGACUGGGCAAGAGUAGAAAAAGGAACAUAAGGAUUCCAUGGAGAUGUCUUUGGUGUGAUGAGAAACAAACCAGCAUUUAGUGGCCAUUGAGGAUUUUGGAAACCAAACAUGCUGUAAGGAAAAGAGUCUUGUAGGAAAAAGACAUCCCCACAAAGUGCUGAUCUUGCAUAACUGGCUUUGGAUGAGAAAGGGAAAAAGAAAACUGACGUGUCAAUAUUGUAAUUAAAUAUACAUAUCAUUGUCAACAUGCAAGGGAAACCCUAUACAUGCCUGGAGUGUGGAAAGAGCUUCACCCAGAGUGGAAAUCUAUAUUCACAUCAGAGGAUUCACACAGGAGAGAAACCCUAUAAAUGCCUGGAGUGUGGAAAGAGCUUCAGUCAGAGUACACACCUACGUAAACACCAACAAACUCACACUGGGGAGAAACUCUAUAAAUGCCUGAAAUGUGAAAAGAGUUUCCUUCAGAAGCAAAGUCUGCAGCAACACGAAUGGACUCACACUGGGGAGAAACCCUAUAAAUUCUUGGAGUGUGGAAAGAGCUUCACUUACAGUGGAACUCUACGUUCACAUCAAAGGAUUCACACUGGUGAGAAACCCUAUGAAUGCCUGGAAUGUGGCAAGAGCUUCACUUGCAGUGGUAAUUUAUGUUUGCAUCAACAAACCCACACUGGUGAGAAACCUUGUAAAUGCCUGGAGUGUGGAAAGAGCUUCACUCGGAGUACACACCUACAUAGACACCAACAAACUCACACAUGGGAGAAACCCUAUAAAUGCCUAGAAUGUGGAAUGGGUUUCACUCGGAGGGAUUCUCUCCAGAAACAUGAAAGGACUCACACUGGGCAGAAACCCUAUCAAUGCCUGGAGUGUGGAAGGAGUUUCACUAGGAGCGAUUAUCUGCAGCAACAUGAAAUGAUUCACACUGGUGAGAAAGCCUAUGAAUGCCUGCAGUGUGGAAAGAGCUUCACUCGGAGGGAUCACCUGCAGCGACAUGAAAGGAUUCACACUGGGGAGAAGCCCUAUAAAUGCCUGGAGUGUGGAAAGAGCUUCGCAUGGAGUAGAAGUUUACAUUUGCAUCAACAAACCCACUUUAGAGAGAAACCUGAUGUUAUGGAGCCUGGGAGAUGUAGGCCAAACAAGGGCAUAGUGUUACAGCCUGUGCUGGAUGGGGUUACACUUCCCUGAAGACACAGGUUUGCAGCUUGGGAGUUCUGGAUUCAUCAUUGAGCCUGGAACCCCAGGUCUCGGCAGUGGCCAGGGGAACGUUUGCACAAUUAAAACUGUGUGCCAGUUGUGCCCGUACCUUGGGAAGCCUGACUUGGUCACAAUGGUCCACGCUCUUCUUACAUCAAGGAUAGACUACUGCAACAUGCUCUGCAUGGGAUUGCCUUUGAAGCUUCAAGUGGUCCAACAGACAGCAGCUAGAUUUCUAACUGGGGCAGCGUGCAGGGAGCAUACAACUCCCUUGUUAUGUCAGCUCCACUGGCUGCCAGUGCACUAUGAAACCCUAAACAGUUCCGGCCUGUCCAAAAAUAUCUCCCUUCUAUGAUCCACCUCAGAGAUUAAGAUCUUCUGGGGAGGCCUUGCUCUCGGUCCCGCCUUCCUCCCAAGCUUGACUGGUGGGGCUGCGGUACGGGGCCUUCUCAGUGGUGGCCCCUCAACUAUGGAACUCCCUCCCCAGGGAAAUUAGUGCAGCCCCAUCUCUCCAG
Molecule: messenger RNA, 1957 nt
Organism: Anolis sagrei ordinatus
Lineage: Eukaryota; Metazoa; Chordata; Lepidosauria; Squamata; Anolidae
Product: zinc finger protein 135-like
Biological process (GO): regulation of transcription by RNA polymerase II
Molecular function (GO): DNA-binding transcription factor activity; RNA polymerase II cis-regulatory region sequence-specific DNA binding
Source: RefSeq, a predicted model, not a curated record